Molecule: messenger RNA, 2058 nt
Organism: Talaromyces marneffei
Lineage: Eukaryota; Fungi; Ascomycota; Eurotiomycetes; Eurotiales; Trichocomaceae
Exons: 5
Coding region: 1-2058 (685 amino acids)
Biological process (GO): protein transport to vacuole involved in ubiquitin-dependent protein catabolic process via the multivesicular body sorting pathway; protein targeting to vacuole
Cellular component (GO): ESCRT-0 complex
Molecular function (GO): ubiquitin binding; metal ion binding; phosphatidylinositol-3-phosphate binding
Source: RefSeq, a predicted model, not a curated record
AUGGCGGGUUGGUUCUCAUCUGCUUCGCCGCUCGAUGAGCAGAUCGAGAAGGCUACAGCGUCGUCCUUGGAGGAUAUUGCAUUGAAUCUGGAGAUAUCCGACCUCAUCCGUUCCAAAAGCGUUCAACCGCGAGAUGCAAUGAGAUCGCUGAAGCGACGGCUUGAAAAUAAGAAUCCUAACAUACAACUGGCUACUCUCAAGUUGACAGAUACAUGCGUCAAGAAUGGCGGCUCCCAUUUCCUCGCCGAAAUCGCAUCCCGUGAAUUUAUGGACAACCUAGUUUCUCUGCUGAAAUCCGAUAGCGUAUCCCUCAACUACGAAGUCAAACAGAAGAUGUUGGAACUAAUUCAGAGCUGGGCGUUGGCAUCUCAAGGAAGGCUGGAACUUAUCUAUCUCGGAGAAACCUAUCGAAAGUUACAAAAUGAAGGAUUCAGUUUUCCACCUAAGAGCGACAUCGCUAGCAGCAUGCUCGACAGUAGUGCGCCCCCCGAAUGGAUCGAUUCCGACGUUUGUAUGCGCUGUAGGACCGCUUUCAGUUUCACAAAUAGAAAGCACCAUUGCCGGAAUUGUGGCAAUGUCUUUGACGCACAGUGCUCUAGCAAGACUCUACCUUUGCCUCAUCUCGGUAUAUUGCAGCCUGUACGAGUAGACGAUGGCUGCUAUGCCAAACUUACGUCGAAGACUUUCCUAUCGAGUAGCAUCUCCGAGCGAUCGACAUUCAAGAACCAUUCCAUCACCAAGAACAACGCAGCAAUGGAACCGCGAGCUGCCCGAGCCGAUUCCAGUUUUGAUGAAGACUUGCGGAGGGCCCUCCAGAUGAGUUUGGAAGAAGCUGAGGGACGUGGAGGCUCUGGUUAUGCACCUCAACCAAAACCGUCUGAAACGAAAACUACAAAGAUCCCUGAGACCAACGAGGAGGAAGACGCCGACUUAAAGGCCGCCAUUGCAGCAUCUUUGAAGGACAUGGAAGAGCAGAAGCAGAGGCAUACGGAAGCAUUGAAGAGCUCGGCUGCUACAAACUUGCCUUCAGACGGUACCUUGAGUGCGGCUGCACUACCCAAGAACCCAUAUGAACUUAGCCCGGUGGAAGCGGAGAAUAUCAGUCUAUUCGCGACUCUCGUUGAUCGUCUUCAGCACCAACCUCCGGGUACUAUAUUGCGUGAACCGCAAAUUCAAGAGCUUUAUGAGAGCAUAGGUGCUUUAAGGCCAAAACUGGCUCGUACUUAUGGAGAAACAAUGAGCAAACAUGAUACACUUUUGGAUCUUCACUCAAAACUUUCUACUGUUGUGCGAUAUUACGACCGCAUGCUCGAAGAACGUCUCUCGAGCGCCUAUUCUCACCAUAACAUUGGGCCAUACGGCUCAGCGCCUCCAGGUGCACAACCGUACAAUAAAUAUCCAGCACUGGCUCAACGCCAGCCCGAGGGUGCUGGCGGAGCUGAAAAUUUUUAUCUCUCAAACACGAUUCCGGACCAGUAUAACUCGAAUAUUCAACCUCAACGUACCGCAUCCAGUUACAGUACAGCCACUCCAGGUCAAGGAGUCAGCAGCCCUAGCCCUUAUCCACAGUUGAACAGUGAAUAUGGAAACACUCAAUCGUCGCCGCCCCCAACAGACAUCAAGCCAUAUACAAGUCAAUAUAGCUCGAUCCCGGCGGGACCUACUGGUGCCUACGUGCCUCCCGGUCAGUUCACCCCCGCAUUGCAUGCAGAGGGCGAGUCGCCGUAUCAACAACCUCAACUCGCUAGGCGCGAUUCUCAAUACUCUCAGCCUGCAAAUGUUCCUGCUCAAUACGGACCUAAUGAGCCCCAAUAUUCAAAUUACCCACCUCAAGAGCCUGCCCAACAGGCCGGCCACGAUCCUUCUGUGUACCAAUACCAGCCUCCUGCGCAAUCAUAUCAUCAACCUUACUCUCAGCAGCCUCCCAAGCAACCAGUGGAAGGACCCUAUCCAGCCUACCCUGGAGCUCCGGCUGGCGCUGGCCAUCCUGUUCAGUCGCACCUACCAGAAACCACUGCGCCCAAGCCAGUAGUUGAAGAGAGUUUAAUAGAUCUUUGA